GCCCCUGCAGACCCCCCUGCGAGUGCUGGACCUGGCCAACUGUGCCCUGAACCACGCAGACAUGGCCUUCUUGGCAGACUCUGCCCACGCUGCCCACCUGGAGGUGCUGGACCUGAGUGGACACAACCUGGUCAGCCUGUUCCCCUCGACCUUCUUCAGGCUGCUCGGCCAGGCUGCCCGGACGCUGAGGAUCCUGACGCUGGAGGAGUGUGGCAUCGUAGACAGCCACGUUGGCAUGCUGAUCCUGGGCCUGAGCCCCUGCCACCAGCUGCGCCAGCUCAAGUUCCUCGGGAACCCGCUGUCGGCCCGCGCCCUCCGGCGCCUCUUUGCCGCGCUCUGUGAGCUCCCCGAGCUGCGCUGCAUCGAGUUUCCAGUGCCCAAGGACUGCUACCCUGAGGGUGCCGCCUACCCCCAGGACGAGCUGGCCAUGUCCAAGUUCGACCAGCAGAAAUACGACGAGAUCUCCGAGGAGCUGCGUGCCGUGCUGCUGCGGGCGGACCGAGAGGACAUCCAGGUCUCCACGCCCCUCUUUGGAAGUUUCGACCCAGACAUUCAAGAAACAAGCAAUGAGCUUGGCGCUUUCUUGCUGCAAGCUUUCAAAAACGCUCUAGAAAACUUCUCCAGAGCACUCAGACAAAUAGAGUAG
Messenger RNA from Mandrillus leucophaeus (drill), 646 nucleotides. RefSeq names its product leucine-rich repeat-containing protein 14B-like. The record is from RefSeq and is a predicted model, not a curated record. The annotation marks the transcript as partial. Gene Ontology annotation, molecular function: protein binding. The transcript has a single exon. NCBI's taxonomy places the organism in Eukaryota, Metazoa, Chordata, Mammalia, Primates, Cercopithecidae. Gene Ontology annotation, cellular component: cytoplasm.